Messenger RNA from Synchiropus splendidus (mandarinfish), 1874 nucleotides. RefSeq names its product RING finger protein 223. The coding region runs from base 240 to 941 and encodes 233 amino acids. The record is from RefSeq and is a predicted model, not a curated record. The transcript is spliced from 2 exons. Lineage: Eukaryota; Metazoa; Chordata; Actinopteri; Syngnathiformes; Callionymidae. Gene Ontology annotation, biological process: protein ubiquitination. Gene Ontology annotation, molecular function: ubiquitin protein ligase activity.
AGCACACAGAUGCAAAGGAGGGAGGGGAGUCAGCCACGGCACCUCCGGCUCACCUGAGACUGCAGCGCAAACCACCACAGGACAGCAAGACAAGUCCCACUCUGAGGAGCCAGCGAGUCCGCUUGGGAAGAAAUGAUGGUUUUGGACUGAGAGGAGUGAGCGGCAGAUCACAAGGAAAUCAUCUGACACCUUCUUCAGCAACUAGGUGAAUCCCCGAACAAGAGGGUGAAACGUCCAGGAUGGAGAGGCCUCCACAGAUUUGGCACAUGCCCCCCUCCGACCAGGCAGGCGAGCUGCAGAAGAAGGUUUCCAUUGCCAACCAGCCCGAGUGCUCCAUCUGCUACAACAGCUAUGACAACGUCUUCAAGACGCCCAAACUGCUGGAUUGCACGCACAUCUUCUGCCUGGAGUGCCUCUCCCGCCUCAUGUCCGUGUCCCGCGCUGAAGGCAACAGCACCCCUCUUCUCUCCUGCCCCUUCUGUCGGCAGCCCACCCUGCUGCCCGAGGCCGGACCCCCGGCUCUGACCACCAGCGCCGAGGUCCUGUGCAAGCUGCCGGCGCACCAGCGGCAGGAGCAGUCGGUGUGGCUGGACGGGCAGAAGCUGUGCAGCAAGAGCACCAGGCACAACCCCAGCACGGAGGCCCCCGACAGCCCCACGGCCCUCUGCAUCUGCAUCGACAUCGGGGUCAGCAAGUCGGUCGACUCCCCGGUAGAGACGGAGACCCGGACUCACAGGGCGACGGGUCGAUUCGGCGACUGGAGGCGGGUGCUGCUGUUCGUGCUGCUCAUGGUUUUGCUGGUGGUGGUGGUCCUGUGGCCGCUGCAGUGCGUCUUCAGCACCGGGAACAUGCGCUGCACCCAGAGACCCAAGGAUCCCUUGACCACAGUGGCCAGCAUGACGUCGCACACCUCCACUGAGAGGCCCCCCCUCCACCACUGAGAGACUCUCGCCGCGUGAUCUCCGGACUCAAUGUACAUACCUGAACUUGAAAAUCAGAACGCUGGGGAGACACCCAGGUUUGGACUGGACUCAAAACAGCUCCAACCUGUUUAUCUCCCAAACUCCACUAUGAUUCACCGAUGAACAAAGGGUUUACAGCAGUGACUUGCCGGUGGUUCACUGUUGAAAAGCAUUUGGAUCCCAUUGAUUUAGAAGCCUCAACAUACCAGAUCACAAACGCACAGCGAAUCACUGGACUUUUAACAAUGAAAUGUCACAUUUUAAACACUGUUUUCCAAGCCUGGGAACCGGCUUGCAGGAAACAAACUGUAUCUAAUCCAAGGUGCCCAGAUGAACCCCAGUUCACCUGCCAGGACCUGCACGUGCCGCUUCUAGAUGAUUGACAGCUGAUCCCAGUUGCUGCUGCCGAGACCUUCCACACUGAAUGAACUUAUUUUUAAACAGCUUGGUUGAACAGUUUGCUGGGAACUGGACCAGCAAACUGGCAUGUUUGCUCGCGAUGUAUUCCUGUAGAACACCAGCCAUCUUGAACUGGUCAGGUAAAAGCAUGAAGGGAGUCAGGAGAACAAAAGCGACUCCUCAGAGCUUCCAGCAGCGCGUGCAUUUCAAACAUGUUCUCCGCGAUAGAGUCAGCCAAGCCUUUCUGUGCCGCUCCUGUGCGAGUGGACUGUGUACACAGCCAUAAAGCUCAAUGUGUGUCUCCUUGUUUUCCUUCAAGUCACGUUCCCCGCCAUAAAAACACAGACAGAUGUCCUAUAUUUGCACUUUAAUCAGUUUGGAGUUUGAAACCAGCUGUUUGGAAUAGCAGCGUGCAUGUCAUGUCGAGACAGUCCUGUUUGAAAGCCGCACCAGAAUGGAAGGGCAAGGCUGAAAGUCUGAUUUCAUGAUCGUGUUUACAGGAGGCUGUCAAUA